UUCUGUAAAAAUUGUUUUGUUAUUAAACAAAAACGUGAAGGCUCUUCUCGAGAGAGAGAGAGAUGCGUUAGAAGGAGGCGAGACAAUAAAAAUAAAAAUGGCGAAAAUCUCUUCUUUCCUUUCUUAUUCUUCUUCCUCUACCUCCUACCACGAUCCUCAUUUAUAAACCCUAAUUUUCGAUCUGCGAAUAACCGAAAAAAAAAAUGGCGGUGGAGGCGACGAAGGUUCUGUAUGUAGAGGUGGUAGACGAAGGAGAGGAUUCGUUUAGGUAUACGCGUCCUGUUUUGCAGAGUACUCUUCAGCUCAUGGGAUGCAAGGCCCGUCACGCCUUCAAGAUAAGCCGGAGGGUUUUUGAGUUGAUAAGAAGUGAGGGAUCUUGUAAUUCCUCACCAGAGCAUGGGAAGGAGCCUGAGUUUUCAAAAAAGAAGGGUGGUGGUGGUGGUGGUUCUUCAACUUACUGUUUGGUUGCUGAUGAUGAUGAUGAUGAUGUUGACAAGGAUAAAAGUAGACCGUUUGAGAUGUAUAAAAGACGGACAACUGUUUUCGUUACGCGGCAGGUAUUCUUAGAUGUUGUGUGUGAUGCCCUCGCUGAAUAUAAGUACGUUGGCCGUGACCAGAGAGCGGAUUUGAUUCUGGCUUGCAGAAUCCGCGAAAGGAAAGAAUCUGUUACUGUUCUGCUUUGUGGUACCAGUGGCUGUGGUAAAUCUACAUUGUCUGCAUUGCUGGGUAGCAGGCUGGGGAUUACGACUGUGGUAUCAACUGACUCUAUAAGGCACAUGAUGAGGAGCUUCGCUGAUGAGAAGCAGAAUCCUUUGCUAUGGGCUUCGACGUACCAUGCUGGAGAGUACCUUGAUCCCGUGGCAGUUGCUGAGUCAAAGGCCAAAAGAAAAGCCAAAAAGCUGAAAGGCUCGCGAGGUGUAAACUCCAACACCCAAAAGAUGGAUGCUGGAUCAAACUCAAGCACCACUGAGCUGUUAAGUGAUAAGCAGAUGGCUAUAGAAGGGUACAAGGCACAAAGCGAGAUGGUGAUUGACAGUCUCGAUAGGCUCAUUACGACGUGGGAAAAAAGGAGAGAGUCUGUAGUCGUUGAAGGGGUCCACUUAAGCCUUAACUUUGUCAUGGGGCUGAUGAAAAAGCACCCUUCUAUUGUUCCCUUCAUGGUAUACAUCUCUAAUGAGGAGAAACACUUGGAACGAUUUGCAGUCCGAGCCAAGUACAUGACGUUGGAUCCAGCAAAGAAUAAGUAUGUAAAAUAUAUACGUAACAUCAGAACAAUACAGGAUUAUCUAUGUAAACGAGCCGACAAACAUCUGGUUCCUAAGAUAAACAACACAAAUGUCGACAAGAGCGUGGCCACAAUCCACGCGACAGUCUUCAGUUGCCUGCGUAGACGCGAAGCGGGAGAGAAGCUCUAUGACGUAGGAACAAACACAGUUGCUCUUAUCGAUGAAGAGCACAGGAACCAAUGUGCAGCCAACUCAUUAAGAUCCAAGGGAAUGUUUCAGCUGCAAAGAACAGGCUCCUCCAGGCGUGUAAUGGCUCUUCUGAACACUGACGGCACUGUAGCAAAAACUUGGCCUGUGGGUUCCGUUGAUGAGAUUAGGAAGCCCGUCAUUCGUACUGAGAUGAGUUAUGGAACAGGGCAUCCUGUUAACGGAUACCUAGAGAAAGGUGAACCAGUGAAUCUUCAGUUCGGUCUCUUUGGGAUCAGCGCUUGGCCUAGUGAUGGCGCAACUAGUCACGCCGGGAGUGUAGACGAGUCGAGAGCAGAUUUUACUGAAACCGGAAGCAGACAUUACUCUUCUUGCUGCAGUUCACCUCGGGUAUUUGAUGGGCCUUCAAAAGAGCUUAAGGAGGAGCAGUCUGUGAAUGGGAGUGAUGAAGAUGAAGAAAUCGAUGAUGAGUUCCCUGAGCCAGAUUCUGAUGAAGAUAACAGCGAUAACAAUGAUGAACGCAACCGCGAAGAGGUUGGAUCGGUGGAUGAGGAAUCGACAAAGUCAGAUGAAGAGUACGAUGAUCUGGCAAUGGAAGACAAGGGUUACUGGACAGACAAGGAAGAAGAAGAAGAGACUCGAGACACAAUCUCCAUGGCGUCUGAAAACAACCACAAGGAGGCAACAGCGAAGCCCAAGAAAGAUGAUGACAAAUACAUCCAAAACCUCGACCUUUUCCUCAGGACAGUGAACCAACCAUUAACUGAAUCUCUUGAGCUUACGUGUGAGUACAGGAACAGAAUGCUUGUAGCAGCUUCGGAUAAAGCUAAGAUGAGGAAACGUUCACUUAGUAUCCCGGCAGUUGGGAAACACGGUUCAAUCAUAGAUGACCAGAUUUUAGAGAACCACACUGAUCCAUUUCUCUUGAAUGGCCAGUGACCUCUUUGCCUGUCUUGUUUCUCUUUUCGUCUUUUUUUUUUUGGUUUAUUAGUCUAUUAAAAUAGCUUAGUUUUCUAAAACGAUUGAAGUAUUUUAAGCAUACUGCACCUUUUCAACAGUUCACAUAAUCCGGUGAUCAUCCGGCAGAGGGAGCUUGAGUUUGAUUUUGUUUGGUUUA
This is a messenger RNA of Raphanus sativus (radish), 2550 nucleotides long. RefSeq names its product P-loop NTPase domain-containing protein LPA1 homolog 2. Bases 204 to 2372 code for a protein of 722 amino acids. The transcript has 8 exons. NCBI's taxonomy places the organism in Eukaryota, Viridiplantae, Streptophyta, Magnoliopsida, Brassicales, Brassicaceae. The record is from RefSeq and is a predicted model, not a curated record.